Molecule: messenger RNA, 759 nt
Organism: Procambarus clarkii (red swamp crayfish)
Lineage: Eukaryota; Metazoa; Arthropoda; Malacostraca; Decapoda; Cambaridae
Source: RefSeq, a predicted model, not a curated record
CGCUGCAACUUUCCCCAAUCCGGUCCUCGUGGCCUGGGUGCGCCGUGGGGUAUUGUGUCUUACGUUGUAGAAGUCUAAUAUUUCGUAAUAGCGUGGAAAAUAACGUGCUAUGCAUAAAACGAAUAUAAACUCACUCAUUGGCAACAGUCUCGUGUGAGAGAGAGGGUGGGGUUGCUAGCUAAGUCAGUCACUCUGUGUGUCCCUGAGCUGAUGAAUCAAUGUGGAAACGCUCUCACAAUAUCUCCCAGAACUAUCGCUAUUUGUGCUAUUUUUACUGCAAUAUGAUGUACCAAACGAAGAAGGGGAAAGCUAGAUGCAUGCGAGCUCUCCGUAGAAGGUAUGAGAUUGCCACAAUGCGUAGAUUACACAUUCUGAUGAGUGAGGAUGAGGUAGCCACGAGUGGGAGGAGCUUGUUGCAUCCCGCAACCCCCCCCCCCCACACACUCUCACCCUCUGCCACCGCACAUCUUGCACCUGCUACUCCAGAUCUUGCACCAGUUAUUCCAGAUCUUGCACCUGCUACUCCAGAUCUUGCACCUGCUACUCCAGAUCAUGCACCUGCUACUCCAGAUCAUGCACCUGCUACUCCAGUGCCACCUUCAGGACCCAUAUUUCUGACCAAUUAUAUUAGGCGAUCUUCAUGGAACUUGCACACCAUAUUGAACCCCUGCCUAUCUACAAGGGUGCAAAUUUUGAAUGACAUUAGUCAACAUCAACCUCACCCAAAGGUGGCUGAACUUUGACCUUCGUUUGUGCAGG